GAGCGAGCGGCGGGUGCGCGCGCAGCCCGGCUCCCCUCCGGGCACCGACAGCUCGUUGCAGCCCGCGCGAGCCCGCCCCAGCCGUUGCCAUCAUGUCAGUUUCUCCCGUGAAGCGGCAGAAGAUGGAGUCGGUGCUGGAUCAGCUCAAGCACCACACCACCGUGGUGGCGGACACCGGGGACUUCAACGCAAUUGAUGAGUACAAGCCCCUGGAUGCCACCACAAACCCAUCUCUGAUACUAGCUGCUGCUCAGAUGCCAGCUUACCAGAAACUUGUGGAUGAUGCUGUGGCCUAUGGGAAAAAGCUUGGUGGGUCAGAAGAGGAACAGAUCAAAAAUGCUUCUGACAAACUUUUUGUAUUAUUUGGAGCUGAGAUACUGAAGAGGAUCCCUGGCCGUGUGUCCACCGAAGUAGAUGCAAGGUUGUCCUUUGAUAAGGAAGGGAUGAUUCAGAGAGCCAGGCGCCUCAUCGACCUUUACAAGGAAGCAGGAAUUGGUAAAGAUCGUAUUCUCAUAAAGCUCUCUUCAACGUGGGAAGGAAUCCAGGCAGGCAGGGUUCUGGAAGCAGAGCACGGGAUUCACUGCAACAUGACCUUGCUGUUCUCCUUUGCCCAGGCAGUUGCCUGUGCUGAAGCUGGAGUUACUCUCAUUUCCCCGUUCGUGGGACGCAUCCUGGAUUGGUAUGUUGCAAAUGGAGAUAAGAAAACCUAUGAGCCUUCAGAGGACCCAGGAGUGAAGAGUGUCACCAAGAUCUACAACUACUACAAAAAAUUUGGCUACAAAACCAUCGUGAUGGGGGCUUCCUUCCGAAAUACGGGCGAGAUAAAAGCGCUGACGGGCUGUGACUAUCUCACCAUCUCCCCCAAGCUCCUGGCAGAGCUCAGCAAGGAGAACGUCAAGUUAACCCCCACCCUCAGUGUAAAAGAGGCUCAGGCAAGUGAGCUUGAGAAGAUACACCUGGAUGAGAAGGCAUUCCGCUGGCACCACAACGAAGACCAAAUGGCUGUGGAGAAAUUAUCCGACGGGAUCAGGAGAUUUGCGGCAGACGCAAUGAAACUGGAAAGGAUGUUAAAGGAGCGAAUGUUCAGUGCUGAAAAUGGAAAGUAGAAGAAUCAGAAGCUCCCUGAGUGGUCAAGGCUGAAUGAGUGGAUCACCCUGCAGUUAGAUGGAUGUACAGAUGUCUUGCCUGUGAAGGUCUGAUGCUCUGUAUGGACAGAGAUCUGCCUCCUGCUUUUGUAAUCAAUUUGCAAAGGGAAAAAAUAGAAUUUCCCUCUUUUCUGGUGGCACUUUUGCCAAUACAGGUGAAAUAACAGUG
Messenger RNA from Colius striatus (speckled mousebird), 1314 nucleotides. RefSeq names its product transaldolase 1 (gene TALDO1). The record is from RefSeq and is a predicted model, not a curated record. Gene Ontology annotation, molecular function: transaldolase activity. Gene Ontology annotation, cellular component: intracellular anatomical structure; cytoplasm. The transcript has 8 exons. Gene Ontology annotation, biological process: pentose-phosphate shunt, non-oxidative branch; carbohydrate metabolic process; pentose-phosphate shunt. The coding region runs from base 93 to 1106 and encodes 337 amino acids. NCBI's taxonomy places the organism in Eukaryota, Metazoa, Chordata, Aves, Coliiformes, Coliidae.